AUGCGAUUGCUGAUUUUGGUAGCCAGUCUAGCGUACGCUAGCUGUGGAGUGCUUCAUGGCGAUAUCACGGGAGAUUUAAGACCGCCGCCAGCCGCUGCACAGCAAGAGACCUCCGGAUAUGCCACCACCGCCGGAUUAAGCGCUUCAGCAACUUCAGCCUCGGAUGCAGGAUCAGUCGGUGCUAGUUGGGUCGGAGUUCAAGAACAACAACAGCAGUUGCAACAACAUCAGCAACAAGAACAACAACUGGAACUGCAACAACAGCAAGCAGUGCUGAGUCAAAGCUCGCAAGAUAACCAAGGUUUAUUGGCGAGUUAUCAACCCUCGGCGCAGCAAGUGGCACAGGUGGCACAAAUUCCUCAGUAUCAAAACUCUGCGUUAUCAGGUCAAGGAGCUCAAUACCAAAGCUCUGGCUUAACAACCGGGGCUAAUUAUCAACAAACUGGAGAAGCUUCAAGUGUUGGUGGAAGCGGUCAUAAAUACACUACUGUAACCUUUGGUAAUGGUCUUGUUGGAUUGGGGCAUUCUGUUGAUUACAAUGCUAUCAGCCAAAAUCAAAAUCAAAUUUUAAAUCAAAAUAAUCAAAACUACUAUUCAUCCCAAGAUGGAAGUCAUAAUUCAGUAGAAUCUGGGGUAUCAUCAAGUAUUAAUACGGAUUAUGGCGCACCCAUUGGUAAUCCAGGUACUUCCCAUGCGUAUGAUACUAUUUCUGUAUCAGAGAACAUCCAAACUGUUCCAAUUGAAGUCCCACAGUCAUAUCAAGUUAAUCAUAUCCGCCCGGUGCCUGUACCAGUAGAAAUCCCCACGCCAGUUGAGAUACCCCGACCUGUACCAGUGGAGGUACCGCAACCAGUUCCAGUGCAUGUGGAACGUCCGUAUCCCAUCACAGUCGAGCGGCCGGUUCCGCAACCAGUGUAUGUGAAAGUGCCAGUCGCCAUUGAGAAGCCAUACCAUGUACCGGUGAAAGUGCCCCACAAGGAGUAUCAUCACUUUGACCUUCAUCAAUUCCAACAUCAACACCAAGAACUUCCUCAUUUUGAACUUCCACAUGUUUCGUUUGAUCAGCACAGUUUCCACAAGGAUCACUUCAAACCUUUGAACUAUCAUAGCGCCCAUCAUCACCAUCAUCAUCACAAUGAGCAUUAUGACGUUCCCCAUUAUCACGGAUCUAACCAUCAUAGCUCUUCGAUACUUGCUGGGCUCACAGGUGGCCUAUCCUCUAAGCUGCGUGGUGGUCACGGCGGUGGUGUUUCUCACCAUUUUGGAAGCGGCCACGGAGCAGGCGGAGGCUUUAGCGGCGAUCAUAAGUUUACAAAUGGACUAGGCGCCCAUCUUCAGCACGCUUAUCACUCCGAUGCCGGUGGCUACAAGUUCGGACACGGAUUUUCCACCUCGCUGGGCUCCUCCUCCAGCGCACAUCUCGGGGGCAGUGGCUACGCUAGCGGAUAUGCCGGCAAAUACCUAAACAGUCAUAGCAGUGGCAGCGAUUACGCCAAGCACUUUCCUUCGUUCAGCUACGAAAAAUACCCGGCCACCUUCUCGACCGGGAAAUAUUCCGGAUUUUCCGGUUAUCACGGGGGCACUUCUAGCUCGAGUUAUAAAAUCCCCGAGACCAUAAAUCAGCAGUACGACAGUAACGGCGGCUAUAAAUACUGA
Dalotia coriaria is the source of this 1656-nucleotide messenger RNA. Its product is annotated as transcription factor mef2A-like. Lineage: Eukaryota; Metazoa; Arthropoda; Insecta; Coleoptera; Staphylinidae. The coding region runs from base 1 to 1656 and encodes 551 amino acids. The transcript has 2 exons. The record is from RefSeq and is a predicted model, not a curated record.